This is a messenger RNA of Cadophora gregata, 1590 nucleotides long. RefSeq lists its product as uncharacterized. The coding region runs from base 1 to 1590 and encodes 529 amino acids. Gene Ontology annotation, molecular function: transmembrane transporter activity. The record is from RefSeq and is a predicted model, not a curated record. Gene Ontology annotation, cellular component: membrane. Lineage: Eukaryota; Fungi; Ascomycota; Leotiomycetes; Helotiales; Ploettnerulaceae. Gene Ontology annotation, biological process: amino acid transport; transmembrane transport. The transcript has 4 exons.
AUGGAAGCUACAUACAAAGACUCGGACAAGGAGGUGGUCAAUGGGGAGGGCCUCAUCCACCGGCCCAACACGCGCGAGAAGGCCCGCCACGCCAGCGUCGAGCUGGGCACCGACAACUCCGCCGAUGACCUCCUCGAGGCAAUGGGCUACGCCUCGGAGCUGGUCCGCAACCGCUCGACCCUGCAAGUCGCAUUCAUGUCCUUCGUGCUGGCAUCGAUUCCCUACGGGCUCGCGACCACGUUCUUCUAUCCCCUCGCUGGUGGCGGUCCUACAACUGUUCUCUGGGGUUGGGUGGCUGUCUCGAUAAUUAUUCUCUGCGUGGCGACUUCUCUGGGAGAGAUCACCUCGGUGUAUCCUACUGCGGGUGGUGUUUACUACCAGACGUUUAUGCUGUCCCCGAUCUGGUGUCGCAAGAUCAUGUCUUGGAUUUGUGGGUGGUCGUACGUGGUGGGGAAUAUCACUAUUACCCUUGCUGUGAACUUUGGUACAACGCUGUUCUUUAUCGCAUGCAUCAAUGUCUUUGAGUCUGAGCCGGGAGUCGGAAUCUGGCAAGCCGAGACUUAUCAGAUCUUCCUUGUCUUUGUGGCUAUCACGCUUAUCUGCAAUUUGGUCUCUGCGCUCGGAAACAAGUGGUUGCCAUGGUUGGACACAUUUGCCAUUUUCUGGACUUUCGCGGGUGUUAUCGCUAUUAUUACCUGCGUCCUCGCUCUUGCCAAGGAGGGCAGACGAUCAGCAAAAUUUGUUUUCACUGAAUUUGAGCCUUUGUCUGGCUGGACUCCAGGAUGGGCUUUCUGUGUUGGCCUUUUGCAAGCAGCAUAUGCUACAUCUUCCACCGGCAUGAUUAUUUCCAUGUGCGAGGAAGUCCAAAACCCUAGCGUACAAGUUCCCAAGGCCAUGGUCGGAACCAUUGUUCUUAACACCAUCUGUGGACUUGUCUUCAUUAUCCCUCUCCUUUUCGUCCUCCCAGAUCUCGAACUCCUCUUCAACCUCGUUUCCGGUCAACCAACCCCCGUCAUCAUCGCCACAGCAGUCGGUAACCAAGGAGGAGCAUUCGCUCUUCUCAUCCCUCUCAUGGUCCUUGCCCUUUUCUGCGGUAUCGGUUGCACUACUGCUGCUUCUCGCGCUACCUGGGCUUUCUCCCGUGAUGGAGCCAUCCCCGGUUUCAAGUGGUGGAAGGUUGUCAACACCAAGCUUGACGUCCCUCUCAACGCCAUGAUGCUCAGUAUGGCCGUCCAAAUCCUUCUCGGUGUCUUGUACUUCGGAUCCUCUGCUGCAUUCAACGCCUUUUCUGGUGUUGGUGUCAUUUGCUUGACCGUUUCCUACGCAGUUCCCAUUGCCGUCUCGCUUAUCGGUGGACGUUCCCACAUCAAGUAUGGAAAGUUCGACAUGGGAAUGCUCGGCCUCGUAUGCAACGUCAUUUCACUCGCCUGGUCCGCCCUCGCCGUACCCCUCUUCUGUAUGCCAUCCUACCUCCCCGUCGCAGCCGCAACCAUGAACUACGCCUCCGUCGUCUUCGUAGCCUUCAUCCUCGUCUCGUCCAUCUGGUACUUUGUCUGGGGCAAGAAGAACUACGCCGGCCCCCCCGUCUAG